AUGGCUACGCCGAAUCCAGUAACAGCAGCAGCACCACCAGCAUGUCCAGCACCAAUGAAAGCCACGUCCAAUGGGGCGUUCCACCAUGAAAAUCCUCUUGACUAUGCUCUUCCAUUGCUAAUUGUUCAAAUAUGUAUCGUUGUUGGCUUCACCAGAUUCCUUGCAUUCCUUUGCAAACCCCUUAGACAGCCUAGAGUUAUUGCAGAGAUCAUCGGAGGAUUACUGCUAGGACCAUCUGCAUUUGGACGAAACCAGAAGUUCCUAAACACAAUCUUUCCAAAGAAGAGCUUAACAGUUCUGGACACCAUAGCCAAUGUAGGUCUCUUGUUCUUCUUGUUUCUCGUUGGUCUUGAGCUUGAUGUCCGCUCCAUUAAGCGUACUGGGCCAAAGGCCUUAGCCAUUGCCGUGUGCGGCAUCACUUUCCCGUUCCUUCUCGGCGUUGGAACCUCUUUUGUUCUCAGAGCAACCAUCUCACAAGGUGUUCAGCCACUUGCCUUCAUUGUUUUCAUGGGCGUGGCUCUAUCUAUCACUGCCUUCCCUGUCUUGGCUCGAAUCCUCGCCGAGCUCAAGCUUCUAACCACUGAUGUUGGAAGCAUUGCCAUGUCUGCUGCUGCAGUGAAUGAUGUUGCAGCAUGGAUACUCUUAGCUCUUGCAAUAGCUGUCUCCGGUGACAACACUUCUCCGAUAAUCUCUCUUUGGGUUCUGCUUUGUGGUGCCGGUUUUAUACUCUUUGCUGUGUAUGGCAUAAGGCCUUUGCUGGUGAUAAUGGCGAAGCAUUCGCUGUCUGGGGAGCCGGUUAAAGAGACCUACAUAUGCUUCACGUUGACGUUGGUUUUGGCUUGUAGUUUUCUGACCGAUACAAUUGGUAUCCAUGCUCUGUUUGGUGCAUUUGUGGUUGGUAUAAUUGUCCCAAAAGAUGGUCCUUUUGCUGGGGUUUUGAUUGAGAAGAUUGAAGACUUGGUCAGUGGGAUUUUCUUGCCACUAUAUUUUGUGUCUAGUGGGUUGAAGACAAAUGUGGCUACUAUUAGUGGAGGCACUUCUUGGGCAUUGCUUGCACUUGUUAUUUUCAAUGCUUGCUUUGGAAAGAUUGUUGGCACUGUUGUGGUGUCACUCUCAUGUAAGGUGCCUUUUAGAGAAUCAUUGGCACUUGGCUUUCUCAUGAACACUAAGGGUUUGGUAGAGCUCAUUGUUCUCAACAUUGGAAAGGAUCGCAAGGUGCUGAACGACCAAGCAUUUGCAAUUUGUGUUCUGAUGGCACUUUUCACCACCUUCAUCACGACCCCAAUAGUGAUGGCAGUGUACAAGCCAGCUCGGAGAGGAGCACCAUACAAACACAAAACAAUCCAGCGCAAGGAUCUCGACACAGAGCUGAGGAUGCUGGCAUGUUUCCACAGCACACGCAGCAUCCCAACCUUGCUCAACCUCAUCGAAUCUUCCCGUGGAACCAAGAAGUUUGGGAAGCUUUGCAUUUACGCCAUGCACCUUAUGGAGCUCUCAGAGCGCUCCUCUGCCAUCACUAUGGCCCACAAGGCACGCAGGAACGGCCUUCCUUUCUGGAACAACAAACCCGACGACGCCAACGCCAACAACGAUCACAUGAUCAUUGCUUUCCAGGCUUACGGAAAACUCAACAAGGUUAACGUUCGUCCCAUGACUGCUAUCUCUGAUCUCGCUAACAUCCAUGAAGAUAUCUGCACUAGCGCUCACCAAAAGCGUGCUGCAAUGAUUGUCCUUCCAUUCCACAAGCACCAACUCGUUGAUGGAUCCAUGGAGUCUCUGGGAAGCUCGUUCCGUCACAUGAACGAGCUUGUUUUGAGCCAUGCUCCUUGCUCUGUAGGGAUCUUGGUUGACCGUGGACUAGGCGGCGCAAGCCAGGUUCAAGCAUCUGACGUGUCAUACAACGUAGUUGUGUUGUUCUUCGGUGGACGUGAUUGUAGAGAAGCACUUUCUUAUGGUAUGAGGAUGGCACAGCACCCGGGUAUCUCGCUGACGGUUGUUAAGUUUGUUACAGCACCGGGGAAGAGCCUGGCCUUCGGGGCGAAGCUUGUGGCUGUGUCAGUAGACAAGCAACAGAAAGUGGUUACAGAGAUUGAUGAAAACGAAAAACAGUUAGACGAGGAGUUGUGGAAUGAGUUCUUGGGGAAGUCAAUCAAGUAUGAGGAGAGACUAGUGGAUAGCCGAAACGACAUUGAGGCUGCUUUGAGGGAGAUGAGUAGGUCCAGCCUUAUUUUGGUUGGUAGAAUGCCAUCCGUUGCACCCUUGGUUUACAACAGUGACUCUGCUCAACUUGGCCCUGUUGGAAGCUUCUUGGCUUCUUCGGAAUUCUCUACCACCGCGUCUGUUGUUGUUAUCCAACAGUAUAAUCCAGCUGCUGAUGCUCACCCACUCGUCAUGGAGGAAAUUGAUCAACUUGAGGAGCCUGAUACCCCGCUCUGA
This is a messenger RNA of Arachis stenosperma, 2436 nucleotides long. RefSeq names its product cation/H(+) antiporter 19. Gene Ontology annotation, molecular function: antiporter activity. Gene Ontology annotation, biological process: regulation of pH; proton transmembrane transport. The transcript has 3 exons. The coding region runs from base 1 to 2436 and encodes 811 amino acids. Gene Ontology annotation, cellular component: membrane; endomembrane system. The record is from RefSeq and is a predicted model, not a curated record. Lineage: Eukaryota; Viridiplantae; Streptophyta; Magnoliopsida; Fabales; Fabaceae.